GACGGACACCAGCCACCAACGCCUUUGGGCCGUAGUGCGUAGAGCGCAUGCGGCAGAGGAGGAAUUCUGGUUAUUGGUGUUUCUGUUGUGUGGAUGAAAAAUGCUGCCUUCGCGUACUGUCGGAAGAAAGACCACAUGGCAUGUGGCAGUAGCAGCCAUUGUGGUGUCGGGACAAGAAUACGUGAUUCUGGAUCAAACCCAGAGAAAAGUGGAAGUAGCUUAUGGCUCCUCUCUGAUUUUGCGCUGCCUUUUGUGGACAGAGGCUUCUGAGAGGUUUCGGGUGUCCUGGUAUUUCAACCCCAAUGGAUCUUCAUUGGACGACGCGUACAACAUCUCUGAUGAGAUCUUCAUCAUACCUGCGGAGGCCUCCACAGCGAUAACAAAGCCGGGCUUGAGGGAUGGAGCACGAGGCACUGAAGUGACACGCUCUUUAUCAAAUGUUACGCACACAAACACCGGAUGGUACUUUUGCAAAGUCACAAUAGAGAUUCCCAUCCAUGCCAGAAGGAACAGCAGUGGAACAAAAGUAGUUGUCACGGAGAGCAUAAUGGAAAUGUACCCGUCCCUAGUGACAAGAAAGCAAGCACCUCGCCCAGAAGAACCCCCGCCUAUCAACUGGUGGAUGUGGAUCCUGUUUGGGGUAUCUGCUUUCAUUCUGAUCGUCUUGCAGGUCAUGUUUGUCUUGCUGAGAAGAAGAUGCCGCAGAAGCAGAGCGGAGGAUCCCGUCUACGCAAACACCCGUCCUGUGGCCAACAAGCACCCUUCACCUCGGCCGCGGGUGCAACAGCCGAAAGACCCGAAGACGCUUCCGUCCUCUCAAAAGCUCUGGACCCCGAGUCCCGGCAGGAGAUACGACGAAGGCAAACGGAGGUACAAAGAGUGAGGGAGUCAUGGAGCGUUUUAACCUGGACACGGUUUGGGCUUUUGGCUUAAACUGGACAUUUGCAUCGUAUUUUAUGUAUUUCAUUUUGAGUAUAUCCUGUAAAACAACCACCAUGAGCCACUAGGUGGCAGAAGGGGUAUGCUGUAAAGAGGUUAAUUCAAAAUGGGGUUUUUUUUCUUUUCCUUUUUUUCCCCCUUGUGUGUCAACACCUUAUAUUUGAAUAUGUUGCUAACAGUCGUUUUGUAUGGUAAAUGAUCACGACGUGGCUGUUUUUGGUGUGAAUUGUGUAGUGAUGGCACUGAUAAGUUCAUGUUUUUUUUUAUGAAGUG
This is a messenger RNA of Xiphias gladius (swordfish), 1212 nucleotides long. RefSeq lists its product as uncharacterized. Lineage: Eukaryota; Metazoa; Chordata; Actinopteri; Istiophoriformes; Xiphiidae. The transcript is spliced from 5 exons. The coding region runs from base 101 to 883 and encodes 260 amino acids. The record is from RefSeq and is a predicted model, not a curated record.